GGCCCACCAAUGCUAUUAAUGGACGCAGGUACCGGGCUAGUGGCAGGUGGCGCGUAUCCGCUGGGAACGGCACGAAAGAAAGCUGCUGGUUGCGUAGCCAGCGACUAGACGAGCAGACAGCAUGGGAGAAAAUAGAUGCAGUGUCAAAGAAUAGAUCGGACGACGUCGUCGCUGAUACCCGCAGAAUAGGGGCGUCAGCAGUGUUGAGGCUGAUGAUGAGCUGCGUGGAAGUUUAAGUAAAACCCGCGUUUCGAACUCAAGCUCCGUACAUAUAACAAUACAUCAUUGGGCAAACAGGGCAGCAGCAGCUCGUCUCGUCCUGUCCCACUCCCAAACACCACUCUUCGCUCUUUCUUUACCGCUCUUCUCCCUCCUACACACCCACACAUCGGCCUUGGGGAGCACUUGUCAUCACGCCGCACGACUCUGCUUGCAUUCUUUGAGCUGCACCCGCAACCAUGUGCGGAAUCUUUGGGUACAUCAACUACCUGGUCGAGAAGGACCGCAAGUUCAUCCUCGACACACUCGUCAAUGGUCUCGCUCGUCUCGAAUACAGAGGAUACGACUCCGCCGGUCUCGCCAUCGAUGGCGACAAGCGCAAUGAGGUGUUCGCAUUCAAAGAGGUGGGAAAGGUCGCCAAGCUGAAGCAGUUGAUCGAGGCAGAGAAGCCAGACCUGACCAAGGUCUUUGACAACCACGCUGGUAUUGCACACACCCGAUGGGCCACCCACGGUCCUCCCAGCAGAGUCAACUGCCAUCCUCACCGAUCAGACCCCAAGUGGGAGUUCGCUAUUGUGCACAAUGGCAUAAUCACAAACUACAAGGAGCUCAAAACUCUGCUCGAGGGCAAGGGCUUCAAGUUCGAGACCGAGACAGACACAGAGGCCAUUGCGAAAUUGGCCAAAUACAUCUACGACCAGCACCCGACCAUUGACUUCACCACUCUUUGCAAGGCGGUGAUCAAGGAGCUGCAAGGUGCUUUCGGUCUGCUCAUGAAGAGUGUGCGCUACCCUGGCGAGGUCGUUGCUGCCCGCAAGGGUUCGCCGCUCGUGGUUGGUGUCAAGACGCAGAAGAAGAUGAAGGUCGACUUUGUCGAUGUUGAGUUCGGUGACAGCGGUGAUGUUCUCCCAGCAGAGCAAGCGAGCCAGAACGUGGCUGUUAGGAAGAGCCCUGGCAUGCUCGGCGCCGGCCUCCUCGCACCGCCAGACAAAUCCCUCCUCCACCGCUCCCAAUCGCGAGCUUUCCUCUCGGACGAUGGCGUUCCUCAGCCAACCGAGUUCUUCCUCUCCUCCGACCCAGCCGCCAUUGUCGAGCACACCAAGAAGGUGCUGUACCUCGAAGACGACGAUAUCGCACACAUUCACGAGGGCCAGCUCAACAUCCACCGCUUGUCCAAGACCGAUGGCACUAGCAAUGUCCGCGCUAUCCAGACUUUGGAGAUUGAGCUCCAAGAGAUCAUGAAGGGCCGAUUCGACCAUUUCAUGCAGAAAGAGAUUUUCGAGCAGCCAGAAUCCGUCGUCAACGCCAUGCGUGGUCGUUUGAACUUGGAGGACAAGACUGUCACACUUGGUGGCCUGAAGCAAUACAUCAGCACCAUCCGUCGCUGCAGACGUCUCAUAUUCAUCGCGUGUGGUACCUCGUUCCACUCCUGCAUGGCGGUGCGUGGAGCUUUCGAGGAGCUGACUGAGAUCCCGAUCUCAGUCGAGCUUGCCUCUGAUUUCUUGGAUCGACAAGCACCAGUCUUCCGUGACGACACUUGCGUGUUUGUCUCGCAAUCCGGUGAGACUGCAGAUUCGCUCAUGGCUCUUCGCUACUGCCUUGAGCGUGGUGCUCUCACUGUGGGUAUUGUCAACGUCGUUGGAUCUAGCAUUUCCCUCAUGACACACUGCGGUGUACACAUCAACGCCGGCCCAGAGAUUGGUGUUGCCUCCACCAAGGCCUACACAUCUCAAUUCGUGUGCAUGAUCAUGUUUGCACUGCUGCUGUCCGAAGACCGCGCGAGCAAGGUCCAGAGGCGUUUGGAGAUCAUGGAGGGUCUUGGCAAGAUCUCUGAGCAGUUCAGAGAGAUUUUGAAGAUGGACCAGCAGAUCAAGGAGCUGUGCAUGAAGUUUAAGGACCAGAAGUCUUUGCUUCUGCUUGGUCGUGGUGCUCAGCACGCCACAGCACUCGAGGGUGCUCUCAAGAUCAAGGAAAUCUCCUACCUUCACUGCGAAGCCGUCAUGUCUGGUGAGCUGAAGCACGGUGUUCUGGCGCUCGUGGACGAGAACCUGCCAAUCGUGAUGAUCCUCACUCGCGACCCAAUCUUCGCCAAGUCGCUUAACGCCUACCAGCAAGUCAUUGCCCGCAAGGGUCGUCCUAUCGUCAUUUGCAACACUGGCGACAAGGAGUUCCCAGGCGAGAAGACCGACAAGAUCGAGGUUCCACAAACCAUCGAUGUGUUGCAAGGUCUGCUCAACGUUAUCCCACUUCAACUCAUGUCCUACUGGCUCGCAGUUGCUGAGGGUCUUAACGUGGACUUCCCUCGCAACUUGGCCAAGUCGGUGACUGUGGAGUAAACGAUUUCACGCAGCGUAAAAUGGGAGUUGGAUGCCGGAAUGGCAGGAUACAGCGAGCUUUGGAAGAAACGAUACCUUGACAGAACCUCAGCUGGAACUGUGCGUCGCGAGGAUAUGUACGAUGAAUGAGACAGACCAGCUUAUGAAGACCAAGACUCGACAGCAAGUGAUGAAUAGGUCGAUACAGAAUAAAUUGAAAGCGAGUAAACGGGC
Molecule: messenger RNA, 2768 nt
Organism: Cercospora beticola
Lineage: Eukaryota; Fungi; Ascomycota; Dothideomycetes; Mycosphaerellales; Mycosphaerellaceae
Gene: GFA1
Product: glutamine--fructose-6-phosphate transaminase (isomerizing) GFA1
Biological process (GO): fructose 6-phosphate metabolic process; protein N-linked glycosylation; UDP-N-acetylglucosamine metabolic process
Molecular function (GO): carbohydrate derivative binding; L-glutamine:D-fructose-6-phosphate transaminase (isomerizing) activity
Source: RefSeq, a predicted model, not a curated record